ACACAGUCUAUGAAGAACUACUGCAGAAGGACAUGAUGGUGCUCUAAGAAGGACUCUACUAUGCAGUCUACCAUGAAUUUCAAUGGACUUCAUCGCCAGAGCAGCCAGGACAGUUACAUUCUGGACAACGCUGCAAAGAAGAAAGGUGGUCUUUGGUAUCGGCGUUCACUGAAGGGAAAUAAUGACAGACACCGCCAGAGCACAGGGACUCUGCCCAGGGGAUGGAAACAGACCAAACAAACCAGCUUCAACUCAUUGGUUGAUUACUCAGACCCUCUAAGGACCACUGUUGUGUUAGAGAAGCAAGACAAUGAAACAUUUGGAUUUGAGAUUCAGGGUGUCCUGUUGCAGACCUACGGUGUGCAGAAAAAGAGCAGCUCUGCGGUGGAGAUGUGCACGUUUGUGUGCAGGGUGCAAGAGGACAGUGCUGCUGAGAGUGCGGGUCUGACUGCAGGGGAUGUUAUCAUCAGCAUCAAUGGGACAAGCAUCGAAGGAUCGUCUCAUCAGCACAUUGUUGAAUUGAUACGGGAAUCCACCAACCUACUGAGGAUGGAGACUGUGUGUGGGACAAUUGUGAAGCGGAUUGAGCUGGAGAAGAAGCUGAACUUACUUAAGCAAACACUACGAGAGAAACGGGUGGAGUUGCAAGCACUAACAUUACAGGAAAAACGUCUUAUGCGAGGUAACUUGAAUGACAGCAGCCUCCAUUUGUCGUUAGACUCCCCACUGUUUCCUGACUCCCCCACAUGCCACAGUAGCCACAGAUUUUCCAGUGUCAGCAGCGACAGGAGCGUGAUGACUGAUGACAGCGACCAGGUCAGCGUGUUUGACGACCUCAGCUCUCCAAGCCCCUGCAGUACAGCCAGCACCACAGACAAUGGCUGCUUCUUCUCAAAAGAUUUUCCAGCACAGGAGGGCUCCAGCAGGCUGCCUUCUGGUUGGAGCCAUCAUCGCAUCCUCGGCCGCGCCAGCAGCUCCAGUCUGGCCGGCAGCAGCAGCUCCCUCUCUCCCACCUGGGAAGAAACCAGGGCCUCCAACUUGUUUGGGACUCUCCCCAGGAAAGGCAGGCGAGGCAGUGUCCGCAAACACAUUCUCAAGAUGAUUCCUGGAUUCAACCGAUCAGUUGAAGAAGAGGAUUUGGGACCAAACACCCAGGCUGCAGCUGCACUGGCAGCCCAGCCUUCUUUGACCGCAAUAAACUAUUAAGUGAGUUAGUUUGAAUCAGCUCUGGUCUCUAUGUGAUGCUGACAAGCUAUCAUGAGCUCAGAAACAAAUUUGAAGACCAAAAACUUGACAAAUGAACAUAAUGAAGUAUUUCCCCUCAACUGAAGAAAGGGGUAAUAUCUUUUUGAAAGACUUUUGCUCCUUCAAGGGAACACAGUGAUGAAAGACAUUUUAGCACAAGGACACUGUCAAAGUCAAAGUUUGACCAAAAGGGUCCUGAGUCUUGAAGGUGCAGCUUAGCUCGCUGCAUGACUCAGAGUGAGUCUUGCGGUGCCAAAAAGCAUUAUGAAAAUGGAAAAUGCUCUUCCGCUGAACAAGCCUUUCAGUGAAUGGACAUAUAACAGGCCAAGGUGAAAGAUGAAUGAAUUUAUGUAGCCAUCUGCUUUGAAUACAAGAACUGAAAAGUCUCUGCUUUGCCAUAAUCACAAUGGAUAAUCAGCAUUAAUUAUUAUUACAAGAACUACAGUACUGUUCAUGUCAUGUGCAUGUGACCAAUGUGAUAGAAAGUAUGUAAGGCUUUGACCGAUAAGUUUUCCAGUCAGUUGGUAAGUUAAGGUUGACAUUAGCAUCUCUGUCACGUUAAAAGUAAGCUCUCAAAACCAUCACGCCGCACCACAUAGAUAACGGCUGAGCUCAAAACAGGAUGUGGGUGGGAGAGGCGCUACCCUGUGAAGUAUUUUCAUUUCCAAAAUCAUUUUCAGGUUAUAUAGUACCUGCUCUCAGUGUUUAUAGGCAUGCUGUGCUGCAGAACAGCUUCCUGUGUCUCGUGAAUGUGUUGAAAGCAGGGUUUUAUUCUCAGUGGCAAAAGGGUGCAAUGAAACUUUGUAGAGAUUGUUUGUUUCCACUUGAUCUUUACUUGCAAUUUGCUUGAUGUU
Myripristis murdjan (pinecone soldierfish) is the source of this 2099-nucleotide messenger RNA. RefSeq names its product cytohesin 1 interacting protein (gene cytip). The record is from RefSeq and is a predicted model, not a curated record. The coding region runs from base 61 to 1206 and encodes 381 amino acids. Gene Ontology annotation, molecular function: protein binding. The transcript has 8 exons. Lineage: Eukaryota; Metazoa; Chordata; Actinopteri; Holocentriformes; Holocentridae.